Linum trigynum is the source of this 2256-nucleotide messenger RNA. Lineage: Eukaryota; Viridiplantae; Streptophyta; Magnoliopsida; Malpighiales; Linaceae. The record is from the annotation of a GenBank genome assembly.
CAUUAAAUACAGCUAUUAAAAGUGGUAUACAGAAUUUAUAUGUGUUUACUACCGAAGCUAUCAAAUGAACGAAAAAAAAUGAAACGACUUGACAAUAAUACAAAUAUGAAAGUUUUAAAUAAAUACAAUACAUACGAGUAUAUAUACAUGUAUUAAAAGGUGUAUUUACUAAUAUAUACGGUGUGCCACUUGCCAAAUUGGCCAAAGGAGAAACACUCGGAUUUUCUAAAAGUCCGGGAAACACACGGAAGAGAGUCAACUCUUUGAAAUCCCAAUAAUAACUUCGAACGACAACCACGGCCAAGUUGUAACUUUUAAAAAUGGGUUUGUUUAGCUCCCUCGAUCGAAAGCGGCGAGUUGACUAAAUUAUAAACAACAAGAACUAUAUUAUUGAUCUAUGCAUAGUAAGUACUAGGUAGACAGAGUAGGAUAUUAUUGUAAUGCAUAUGGGGUUCGAGUAUUAAAUGACUACAGAAAGUCGUAUAUAGUGAUGGCAAAUGGGUGGCGUGGACGAGUAUUUCAAUAUCCAUAUAUGCUUCGAAUCAAGUGUGGGUCGGAUAAGUAAUACCAGUUCGGGUACGAAGCAGUAUGGGUCAAUUAUAAUAGAAUGGAUAAUUUAUUCUAAUUAGUUGAAAGUUAAAAUUUAACUAGUUGAAAAAUAAAGUAAACAUAAGAUUAAUAUGAAUAAGUAUUGUAAAAUAAUUGAAGUAGAAUAAGUCAAAAAUGGGAGGAAACGAGAUAUGACCGGUCGAAAUACCCAUACCAGUCUCAUGCUACUGCGAGUGAGAUAAUACCCGUCCAAUCACCGAUCAAGUCGAGUAAUACCCAAGACUGCUCAAAUUGGGCAAGGGAACUUUCAACGAGGCAGGGAGAACAUUAACAACUCGAGUCAUUAAACAAAUGCCCUCAUGUACGUGUAUAAGGGAACCAUAAAUAGCCUUCUCGAUUGCCCAUUCUAGCUAAUCCAUCAACCAAGAGAGAGAGAGAGAGAUGGGAGCUAGUCGGAGCAAGAAAACAGUGGUGGGAUUAGUCCUGCAAAUGAUGCUUAUCGUCGUGUUGCUUCUGUGUGUGUUGCCGGCGCAACUAACAGAGGCCCGUCGCCUUCUCAAAACUAGAGGUCGUCGAUCUCCUCCGCCACCCCCGCCGCCCCAUCUAUCCUGCAGGCCACCGCCGCCUCCGCUCAGAGAAUCGUCUCGGCCGCCGCCUCCGCCCAGUUCAUCCUCUAUGUGGCCGCAGCCACCGCCCGGCGUAUCCACUCCUCCUCCGACGCCGUAUAAGAAACCACCGACUCCGCCACCACCUUCUUUUCAGCCUAAGCCCAGCCUGUCACCGCCCGGAAAGAAAGGAUAAAAACAAGAAGAAAAUACUCGCCCUUAUUAAUUAUUUGUUUUUUUUUCUUCUUUGGUAGAAUUUGUUUUUUUUUUUUAUAUUUGUAAUUGACUUUGAAGCGAUGCCAAAUAUGUUGUAUAUGUAUGAACCUACCAACAACUAUUGUCAUCACCAGAGUUUCAUCGAUUCAAAAAUUCGUGUGCAGUUCUUUUCCUAUUAUCAUAUUUCGUGUGCUCUGCUCUUUCCCACACCCUGAUCAUCAACUUGACUAAUGCCCUAGAUAACCAACUGCAAAGCAAAUUUACAAACAGCGCAAUGCAGUCUCGUAUAUCUACAGAACUCCGCGACUAGCGAGGCAAACAGCCCUCCAUUACAUUAGAGCAUUUCACAGAACCAAAAACACCAAACGCAGUGAAGUAUUCUUACAUGUUGGGAUCGUGUCUCAGUCUACAUCAGCAAAGUACCUAUCCUCUGCAUCACGGGUUGCUUCCUGGUGCCAAUGAUCAUCCAAAGUUUCAUCGUCAUCGAUUUUUUCGUAAUCUAAAUGCUCAUGGUCUUCACCGGAGAGGAACUUCUGGUGCAUGACAGUGGUGAAUUGGUCCAUCCUGUCUUCCAUUUCCUCAGCUGACAAAUUUUCAUCCUUGUCCGGUUGCUCUGUAGCUGAUGGGGCACUUCCAACACUCUGAAGACAGGAACAGCAGGUAUCACAAUAUGAAAAUGGCCAAGAUAGAGCAAUUUCAUCAAAAGCUGACCAGGUGGUUAAUGUAUUGGGAGAUCAUCAAUUGAAGACAUUUUCACCACCAGUUCUUCAGGAUGAAGUAAUGAAACCACUAAUCUUGAACUACUACAAAUAAUAAGUAACGAAACCGGGAUAUCAUAGCACAUGCUACAGCAUGCAACAUUCAUCAAUAUAGUAAUAUUCUUGAC